Messenger RNA from Microplitis demolitor, 3400 nucleotides. It is a transcript of the gene PIG-S, whose product is annotated as GPI transamidase component PIG-S. The coding region runs from base 749 to 2341 and encodes 530 amino acids. The transcript is spliced from 8 exons. Lineage: Eukaryota; Metazoa; Arthropoda; Insecta; Hymenoptera; Braconidae. Gene Ontology annotation, biological process: attachment of GPI anchor to protein. The record is from RefSeq and is a predicted model, not a curated record. Gene Ontology annotation, cellular component: GPI-anchor transamidase complex.
UAAAAAAAAUGAUAAUUAUUUUAUUCAAAUAAAGUCUUAUUUUUUUUUUGGAGUUACACCAGCAUUUAAACGUACGAAGAAAUAAACAAUGAACACGUGUUUAUUUAGAAAACAACGCUUAUAUAUACUAAUUUAUCAGCUUGUUUAAUUUAUUUAUUAUUUAUCCGAUCAAUAAUUAUAAAUUAAAUUAAUCAUUUAUUAAAAUACAAACUGCGGUAAUUUAUUACACAAAAAAAAGACACUUGAAUAUUAAUUUUAUUUAUAAAAUAAAUAGUAUUUAUAAUAACCACUGAUCACAAUUUAAAAUAAAUAUUUAAAUGAUAACAAAAUAAUAAAUUUAAAAACUUGAAGAUAAAUUAAUGAGUAUUGUAAAAUAAAUGUACAGUAUGCACAUGAACUUAUGACCGGUGCAGGAAUUAGAGAACUGAAGACCCUCAGCGUUUGGGUUCUGGUUAUGGACUGCAACGGGUUGUAGUUUGUUUCAACUUUCCCCCCUUCUUUUAUCACCCUAUUCAUUGUCAUGGGUUUUUCGUCGUACUUCUUUUAGCGAGUUUAAGAAGGCUGUUGUGACGUCGUUGGUAUUGCCACGAGUUUAAAAAUACUUUUCGUAUAUCUAUUUAUUUUAAAAAAUUUUAUUUAAGUUUAUAUAUUAAAUAUAAAAUAAAAAAAAAUUGUUUAAGAUUUAAUUUCCACUUGAUAGUUUUUUUUCUUUAAAUUAACGUUAUCUUCAUAGUAAAUAGAUAUCUUAAUGCCUGCAGAAAAAUAUCGGCUGUAUGCAAGUAUAUCAUUUGCAUUUUUAUUACUGGGAAUUGGAGUUCCUUUAUGGUGGCAUACGACAGCAGUACCACGUGUUACUCUCCCAUACUCCGGAAUAGCAGAAUUAUCAAAUUUGAAUAUUAAAAUCCGCGGUAAUAUUUUAGUCGCAACAAGAUCUGAACAACGCGCGCAAUUUAUAACAAACCAAAUUAAAACGGCAUUUGAAAAUUCAACAUUGUACAGCCUCAAAGUGUCAUUUGAAGUAAUUUCAAAGAAUCUUGUAAAUUCUGCCUUCACGCAGCAUGACCAUGAAAAAAUCGCGCGUACAUUUGACAUUGGAAUCGGUGAUUUAUUAUUUCUCGAAGCGCCGAAUUUAAAUGAAAUAAUUGUUGGCCAUCAUCGAGCUAUUUUUUUUCCCCCGCAAACAGAUGGAUCUAAACUGGUACACAUACUGUCCCACAUGAUUCUUAGAGACGAAUCAUUGAUUCUAACAAGAAACGCAAUGACCGAUCCAACAAAAUACAGUUUAGAUGAAGAAAAUCGUCGCAGAUUUCCACCAAGUUCAACUUACGACAUAUUGCUUACGGUUGUCAAUCCAGAUCCUGAUAAACUAUCAAUUAAAUGGAACUUGUCAAAUAUAACUAGAGAUUAUCUGGAGCCUUUCUUAGACCAACUGUCAGUCAUAGCAAAUUUUUCCGUUAAAUCACAAUGGCUGUACUUAGUGCCACUGGAUAUAACACCGAAACAAAUUCCUGAUAGUAGUGAACUUGGAAGACAUUAUGCUUUAUCUGAAAGUAUUUUACCACAAUUGAUAACGCCGCUAGAAAAAAAAUUAGCUUCACAAGUGAGUUUGCAUCCUUGUAUAAAUCUUGUUAUGUACACAGUUCCUUGUGAUCAAUCGCCACUGUAUAUUUAUACUAAAAGCGGGCAUAAAUCCAACUCUGUAAAUAAUGUCAAAGCUUUUUUAUCUCCGCGAUGGGGUGGUGUUGUUAUUUCAAACUCACCAACUGAUGUUUGCAAACAAGUACUUGAAAAAAAUGAUGACAAACCUGUUGAAGUUGUUCCGAAUGCCGUUACAGUAAUGGGCGUCUUUUUAUCACAGCUGAGACUCCUGUUGGGAAUUCCCGAGCCUAAUUAUAAAAUCUCUGGUGUGACGGUCACACCCACACCUGGAGAAUCAAUUCUCCGAGAUUGGGAAUUCGACGCACUUUUACGUGUCCGUGCUAUCGAACAACUGACUUCAGCAAAACUGACUCUACAAUCGUUGGCGCAACUUCUUGAGGAAAUUAGUAAUAUUGUUAUUACUGAAACUGUCGGAAAUAGAAUUAAGUCAGCCCUUGACCUAAUUCAUCAGUCAGCGGAAAAACUCCUCGAUGGAGAACUAAUGGAAGGUUUUUCUUUAAGCAAAGAAUCGUUUGUCACCGCGGAAAUGGCUUUUACAGAUCCGUCGUUAUUAGCACUUUUAUAUUUUCCUGAUGAUCAAAAGUACGCAGUAUAUAUUCCAUUAUUUCUACCAGUAAUGAUUCCAGUAUUAUUAUCAUUGAAAAAUAUAAGCCGGUAUUUUUUAAAUAAAAACAAUUCUUAAUAUACUAGAUGAUUACUUUAUCAUUUAAUAAAUUUAUUUAUGGUAAGUUUUUUCACAUUUUUGUAAUUGAAAAAAAUAUAAAUAAAUAAUAUAUACUUAAAAUUAAUAUUUUAUAAAAUUCAUUCGGGAAAUAAUAAAAACUAUAAUAAUAAUAAUAAUCAAAUUAUCUUAAUAUUUGUAAAGAUUUACUUGUCAUUAGUUAUGAAAUUUUUUAAAAUAAUUAAAAUAUUUUUUACUAUCCGAUAAAUUCAAAUUAAAUUUUUUUUUUUUAAUUUUAUGAGAUUAUUUUUUUUCAGACAAAAAUUAACGCGACAGGUUUUAUUAUAUUUAAAUUUUAAUUUACUCAAGUAAAUUCGGUUUUUCUUUUAUAGAUCUAUAAAUUACGAUAAAUAAUUUUUUGAUCGUUAACUUAACGGAUAUAUUGUCUUUUUGUCGGUUAAUAAUUAAGUAUCCAAUAACUGCACAACAGUAGUUAUCUUAUCUCAUCAUUAAGAUUUAAAAAAAAAAAAAAUGUUACCUUAAAAAUAAUAAAAUAAAAAAAAUUUAAUUAACUAACAAGACAUUUAAAAAUAAUUUUUACAAAAUAAAUGAUAAACAAUGGCGUUGUCUCAAAUGAAUAAAAGUUACAAUGAUAAUGAUAAAAAUGACAUAAUAACAAUAAUAAUAAUAAUGAUGAUAAUAAUAAUAGUAUUAAUAAUAUUACAUUAAUAUUAAAGCUCAAAAUUUAUCAUAAAUCAUUUUCACGAAUGUGUAGUAAGUACACAGUCAUUAUCGGAUUCUCACGAUUAUUAUUACAAUAAUAAUAAUAAUAGAUUAACAGAAUAGUAAUUAAGUAAAAAUAUAAAAAUUAAUAACGACAGAUGAAAUGAAUCCUUAGCGGGUCAGUUAAAAAAUAUCCGACUCAGAGAUAAAGGAACACGACAGAAGCGCGGAUGAAUUAUGAAUCGAAUAAAAAUAAAUUAGUCAAUUGUAUGAGUGCACCUAAAUUGUUACAGCAAAGUAAAAAUAAUUUUUAAAAAAAUAUCGAUUAGAAAUCAAAUUAAUAAUAAUUAUUAUUAU